AUGCGUCUACUAUCACCAGUCUUCACUGGCGACUUGGUGCGCCGCAAUCUUGACGGCUCUCUCAUUUACAUUGGCCGCUGCGAUGCACAGGUCAAGAUCCGUGGCCAGCGCGUUGAGCUUGCCGAUAUCGAGUACCACGUCCGUCGCGCCCUCAAUGCAGAGGCCGUGGUAGCUGAUGUGCUGGGUGGCAGCCUGGUUGCCUUUAUCCAAGCGCGCAAUCUCGACCUCGACAUGGACGAGGUCCAUGUCGACAGACUCCUAGCCCAUGUCCUGUCUACUUACAUGAUGCCGUCUACAUACAUGGCCGUCGACCACAUUCCGUUGAAGGGGAAUGGCAAAACUGACCAGCGGAAGCUGCGGGCCAUUGGUGCUAAACAGCUCGCCGUGCGCAAACAAAAGCAGAGGCAAAAGCAGAAGCAGAAGCGCCAGCCCAUCACGACCAAAGAGAGUCUGCUCCAGAACCUAUAG
This is a messenger RNA of Bipolaris victoriae FI3, 468 nucleotides long. RefSeq lists its product as hypothetical. Gene Ontology annotation, biological process: secondary metabolite biosynthetic process; amino acid activation for nonribosomal peptide biosynthetic process. The transcript has 2 exons. Gene Ontology annotation, cellular component: cytoplasm. The record is from RefSeq and is a predicted model, not a curated record. The coding region runs from base 1 to 468 and encodes 155 amino acids. Lineage: Eukaryota; Fungi; Ascomycota; Dothideomycetes; Pleosporales; Pleosporaceae. Gene Ontology annotation, molecular function: phosphopantetheine binding.